Molecule: messenger RNA, 1815 nt
Organism: Prosopis cineraria
Lineage: Eukaryota; Viridiplantae; Streptophyta; Magnoliopsida; Fabales; Fabaceae
Product: WAT1-related protein At3g18200
Exons: 7
Coding region: 10-1098 (362 amino acids)
Cellular component (GO): plasma membrane
Molecular function (GO): transmembrane transporter activity
Source: RefSeq, a predicted model, not a curated record
AUAACCAGAAUGGGAAGUGUUGUGACAGAAAAAGUGAAACUUCUUGCGGCAUUGCUGGCUCUCCAGUUUUGCUUUGCAGGAUUUCACAUUGUGUCUAGACUUGCCCUAAACAUUGGUGUCAGCAAAGUUGUUUAUCCUGUCUAUAGGAAUAUAAUUGCUCUGCUUUUGCUGAGCCCUCUUGCUUAUUUCUUAGAGAAGAAUCAAAGACCACCUCUUACUUUUUCUUUGCUGGUUCAGUUCUUUCUUUUAGCAUUACUGGGAAUUACUGCAAACCAAGGGUUUUACUUGUUGGGAUUAUAUUAUGCAUCCCCAACGUUUGCUUCUGCAAUGCAAAACUCUGUUCCUGCCAUCACUUUUGUCAUGGCCUCAGCUGUAAGGCUUGAGGAACUCAACAUUGCAAGAAGAGAUGGUCUGGCAAAAGUUCUAGGAACCAUUGCCAGUGUUGGAGGUGCUUCUGUGAUCACACUCUACAAAGGACCUCCUCUUCUUCACCAGAUGCACCAUACUCAAGCAGACUCUACAUCAGAAGCAAAUCAAUCUUCCAUGAAAAUGCAAAACUGGUCAUGGGGUUGCAUAUACUUGCUUGGACAUUGUUUAUCAUGGGCUGGCUGGAUGGUUUUUCAGGCUCCUGUGGUGAAGAAGUAUCCAGCAAAGCUAACACUCACGUCAUUUACAUGCUUCUUUGGAUUGAUCCAGUUCUUGAUCAUAGCAGCCUUCGUAGAAACUGAUAUGGAACAUUGGAAGAUACAAUCCACAGAGGAGCUUUUUACUAUCCUAUACGCUGGAGUUGUAGCAUCUGGCAUCGUUAUCUCUCUCCAAACAUGGUGCAUUCAGAAAGGUGGUCCAGUGUUUGUUGCUGUCUUUCAGCCAAUGCAAACGUUUCUAGUUGCUGUCAUGGCAGCCCUGAUACUUGGCGAUCAGUUAUACUCUGGAGGUGUUGUAGGUGCAAUUCUUAUUGUACUUGGCCUCUACUCGGUCCUGUGGGGCAAAACUAAUGAAAAACGGAUGGCUAUUCCAGAGGAGCCAUCAUUAACCAAGCCAUUGCUUAGUUCUGAAGAGAAUAGAAAAGCUGAUGCAGCUGCAGAAGACAUACCCUGAGAUGUAUUUGUCCACAGAAACAGAACGUUCAGUGACGGUCAAGUGUCUGUAAUAUGCAUAACCACUCGUGUUUAGAGCCUCUAUCAGCAGCAUCUCUGCUUGAAAGAAUUAGUCUAUCCAAUCAGUUGUAAGAGUUAAGGGCUCGAGCUAAAAGCAUGCUUUAGUGGGAAAGCUUGCUGAUUCAUUUGGAGACAAGUCAAUUCAGUGUUGGAGUUGAUUAGUAGGAUAGAAAUGUUGUUAGCUAUGGGCGUACGUCUGUAUCGUCAAAUGAGACGCUUGGAGUAAUAGAAAAAGAAAGACUCUAUGUGCUACUGUAAAUUUCACUGACAGCUAUAUCUGAAUCCGAAGUUGUAUGGAAAUAUAUUUGCUACCUGGAUAUUGUUGAAAAGCACUUGAUGGAAGACUCGAAUCCUAGUCUGUGGUAAUUCUAUCACUAGUACAAUGUAUUGGUCAUAUGAGUUGUUUCCUCAGCAGUCGGUGAAGAAAAAUAUGAACAACCCAUAUGCAGAUCAGCAUUUCAUGGCCAAAAGAUUCCAACUUGAGUAUCACACUAGCAAGAUUGGGAUUUCAACGAAGUGAUGAGACCACAUUAAAAAUGUCAAAUUCUAAUACAAGACUGUAGAAAUCCAGAUCCCAACACAGCGUUCAUGUAUUUGAAGAUCCUUAGAUGUUGGCAUUCCAUUAACAUAGAAACUAAGAAAUCUUGUAACAGCUAGA